Galleria mellonella (greater wax moth) is the source of this 1711-nucleotide messenger RNA. RefSeq names its product putative metabolite transport protein YwtG. Lineage: Eukaryota; Metazoa; Arthropoda; Insecta; Lepidoptera; Pyralidae. The record is from RefSeq and is a predicted model, not a curated record. Gene Ontology annotation, biological process: transmembrane transport; carbohydrate transport. The transcript is spliced from 7 exons. The coding region runs from base 209 to 1690 and encodes 493 amino acids. Gene Ontology annotation, molecular function: carbohydrate:proton symporter activity. Gene Ontology annotation, cellular component: membrane.
CCGACUACUCGUAAGCCGAAACAGCCAUGUUGACACAAAUGCUAUCAAGCGCCGUUCCAUGUUUGACGUACCGUAAAAAUGUAAUCCUAUGAAAAAAUAAUACAUAAAAAUUAAUAAUAACUCUUUAAAUAUUUACAUUGCCGUGACACUUUAUAACCGUGUGUUAGGGUAUAUUUUUGAAUGGCACACAAAGUGUUAUAGACAGAACAUGUUGUAUAAAAAUAAUGAUGCCAACUUCAUUGCCUUUCGCGUGGUUCUAGUAUUCAGAGCUGUGAUAUUGUAUGCUUUAGAGAAACUGAGGAAAAUGGUCUACACAGUGAAAACUACGGAAAGUGAUCAGGGGCCAUGUAAAGAGGUCAAGAGCGGGUCGAUUUGGAAGGAGUUCGUCAUAUCAUUUAUAGCCAGCAUUCCAUUCUUCACCCAUGGUGUUGAAACCACAAUACUUUCAACAUCAGCACACGCAGGCCACUUUAUCACCUCACCUGAUGACGAGCCAUGGAACGCCACAGCUAUGUUAAUAGCAGCUGGCAUAUCUGCUCCUGUGUACUGUUAUGUUAUUGAUAAGUUUGGAAGAAAGAUUGGGAUAUUUAUCAUCAGCCUAAUGCAGGGUGCUUCACUUGUACCACUAUUUUUACCACCGAAGGAUAUAAAUAUGUUAAUAUUACAUAUAUUUGCUGGAAUCUCAUCCGGGGGACUAUUUACUGUCCUACCAAUUUAUGUAAGAGAAAUUAGUUCGACAAAUAUAAGAGGAGUGACGAUAUCAUUGAUGAUGGUGAUGACAACAGCUGGGUAUUUGAUGAAGUUGGUGACAGGGGUUGAAACGUUGAUGUAUUCGAUGACAGCCCUUUUGAUAGUACAAUUCGUGUUAAUGGUAGUGAUGGUGGAAUCACCGAGCUAUUUAGUGAUGGUUGGGAAAAUGGAGUCUGCGACAGAAGCGAUAUCAAAAUUAAGGUGCUUAUCGUAUGAAAAUCCUGCAUUAUCAAACGAAGUAAUUCAUUUGAGAGAUGAAAGGGAUAGAGUGAGAGCAAAUGGAAAACUGAGUUUACUUCAAAUUCUAAGAAACAGAAUCUGGUGGGAUGCGACAAAGAUUGGUUUUGUUCUUUACACCAUACACGUGAUAUGUGGAAGUAUUGUAUUUCUGGACCAAGAUAAAGUUUUAUUACAACUGAAAAUGGACAUGGAUCCCGAGAAAGUGCUCGUCGUAGCUAGCCUGUGUGGAGGCAGCUUGCUCUGUUUGUCGAUGGUCAAAUUUAUUGACAGAAAGUAUCUACUGACCUUUGGAUAUGCGAUUAUGGUUUUGUCCAUGGGUGUCUUGGGAGUGUACACACAAACGGAACUGACUGUCAGGUCGCUACACUGGUUGCCAGUGGUUGCCCUGGGUGUCUUGGUUAUAGGUUACGGUUUGGCAUGGGGUCUACCCAUAAUCAUCAUGGUGGAAAUGUACAAUUUUGAGAUCCGCGCCAAACUGCUAGGAUUACUAUAUACGUAUUCACAAAUAAUAAAACUGGCCCACAUACACUCCUUCAAAUACAUCGAAGAAUACAUGGGAAUUUACACUGUAUUCUAUUUAUUUGCAUGUAUAAACCUUUUUGCUGGGGUGUACACGUUAUUCGGAAUACCUAAUAUCAAAGAUAAAAGUGUUAAACAAAUUGAAAGACAAUUGAAAAGAGUGCCAAUAUUGAAAUUAUGAAAUAAAGCUUUUGUUUAUUCA